Artibeus jamaicensis (Jamaican fruit-eating bat) is the source of this 1294-nucleotide messenger RNA. RefSeq names its product StAR related lipid transfer domain containing 10 (gene STARD10). Bases 245 to 1120 code for a protein of 291 amino acids. The record is from RefSeq and is a predicted model, not a curated record. The transcript is spliced from 7 exons. NCBI's taxonomy places the organism in Eukaryota, Metazoa, Chordata, Mammalia, Chiroptera, Phyllostomidae. Gene Ontology annotation, molecular function: lipid binding.
GGGGCGCGGGGAGGGCCGAGCGGCAGGACCCACUGCUCCUCCCCCCAGACCCCUUGCGUGGCCCCCGGUCUCCGGGGCAGCGGCAGCUCAGCGGCGGCGGCGGCGCUCGCACCUCGGCCCCAGCGGAGCAGCGGGCACAGGUCCCGGGAAGGUGGCGUCAGCAUCUGCAGCCGCGUCGACGUAGUUGGAACCUCCGCGGAGAACCCAGGAGAGCCAGACUAGGACCAGGGCCCUGGGUUUCUCCAUGGAGAAGUCGGCGGCCUCAACAGAGCCGCAGGGGUCUCGGCCGGUCCUGGGCCGCGACAGCGUCCAGGUGCCGGACGACCAGGACUUCCGCAGCUUCCGGUCAGAGUGUGAGGCCGAGGCGGGCUGGAACCUGACCUACAGCAAGGCCGGUGUGUCUGUGUGGGUGCAGGCUGUGGAGAUGGAUCGGACCCUGCACAAGAUCAAGUGCCGGAUGGAGUGCCGUGAUGUGCCAGCCGAGACACUCUAUGAUGUCCUACAUGACAUUGAAUACCGAAAGAAGUGGGACAGCAAUGUCAUCGAGACUUUCGACAUCGCUCGCCUGACAGUCAAUGCGGACGUGGGCUAUUAUUCUUGGAGGUGUCCGAAGCCCCUGAAGAACCGUGACGUCAUCACCCUGCGCUCCUGGCUCCCCAUGGGCACUGAUUACAUCAUUAUGAACUACUCAGUCAAACAUCCAAAAUACCCACCUCGAAAAGACUUGGUCCGGGCUGUGUCCAUCCAGACGGGCUACCUCAUCCAGAGCACGGGGCCCAAGAGCUGCGUCAUCACCUACCUGGCCCAGGUGGACCCCAAAGGCUCCUUACCCAAGUGGGUGGUGAAUAAAUCUUCUCAGUUCUUGGCUCCCAAGGCCAUGAAGAAGAUGUACAAGGCGUGCGUCAAGUACCCUGAGUGGAAGCAGAAGCAUCAGCCACACUUCAAGCCAUGGCUGCACCCAGAGCAAAGCCCGUUGCCAAGCCUGGCGCUGUCGGAGCUGUCGGUGCAGCACGCGGACUCACUGGAGAACAUCGACGAGAGCGCGGUGGCCGAGAGUCGGGAGGAGCGGAUGGGUGGCGCUGGUGGCGAGGGCAGCGACGAUGACACCUCGCUCACCUGAGCAUGGAACCACAACAGGGACUGAGACGAGUCGGGCAGAGCCUGGGGGUGGCAGAUCUUCCGCGCUUUCUCCCUUCCCACAUCCCCUACGCCUCCUGAGGACGUUGGGCUCAGGCCUAGGUUGGCACUUCGGCCUGGCUGGACACAGCCCUAAUAAACAAUCCCACAGCCUCAA